Molecule: messenger RNA, 239 nt
Organism: Acaulospora colombiana
Lineage: Eukaryota; Fungi; Glomeromycota; Glomeromycetes; Diversisporales; Acaulosporaceae
Source: the annotation of a GenBank genome assembly
UUGUGGGCAUGAUGAUUGUAUUGACCCAGACCGAGAGUUCGCUCACAAAGGACACCGAGCCCAUGGAACAAUACAGAGAUAUUGAAGAUAAACAACGCCGCUUGAACGGAGGGAUCUUCUAUAUCAAAGAGGCUAUCUGGUCCAACGAAAGCUUUGAUGAGGAAGGGCUUCCAGUCGCUGAGGUUGCGAUAGCGGAGACCGUGCAAGAGAUCCAGGCAAUAUAUGCGCCAGGACCAUAG